AUGGUUUGCGGCACAGCAGCUCGGCCUUGGAGUGGUUCAAGGCUGAAUAAGGAUGUUAACGUUGGAGAGACUGAAGGUCUUAUUGGAGGAUUUUCUAUCCAAUCAGUGAAGAAAUCAGGGCCGAGCCCAGGAAUAGGGCAUAAAUACCAUAACUUCCAAACUCAAGGCGAGGCUACGAAGUCUGGCCCCAGUCCAGGUGAUGGGCAUAAGCAAGCCUCCAUGUCACACUUGCCACCACCGAAUUUGCUCGUCACCACAUACUCAAAUCUUCCAUCAUCAACCCUACCUCUUCGACCAUCUCGAUCUCCGGAGUCUAAAUUCGCUUCUUCUCUAAUGGCUUAA
Molecule: messenger RNA, 342 nt
Organism: Dovyalis caffra
Lineage: Eukaryota; Viridiplantae; Streptophyta; Magnoliopsida; Malpighiales; Salicaceae
Source: the annotation of a GenBank genome assembly